CAACGACCGCCGUCGUCUUCCAGCAACUAUCUCGAUUCACAUCGAGACCUUGCGAACGUUUCGCUUACAACUCAAUUGUUGGUCUCUCCCUCCCCGGCUUUGUCCGCUCAUCAUGUCUCUCCACCUUUAUGCAAUAGCAGCCUACCUGCUCUACCCAACCUCUUCUCUUCUUCAAGCCCCAUAGCCUCACGGCCGUGUCUGUGUCGCCUCCUACCACUACAAUCAUAUGGCGCAUAUCGCAUUAUCAUGACAUGUCGUCUCAUUCCCUCAAUUUAUCUACUCGUUCGAUUCUUUUCUCUUUCUUCGAAAUGCUCUAACGCAAGUCAUCAUCGGCGCACAGCUCUCUAGACAUUUGUCAUCUAUAUUCAACCCAACACCACCGAACGAAUAGCGAUAUACAUCCCAGUCUCGAAAGUCCUUGAUUGAUUCUUGUCAACAAGCAACCAUUCUCGCCGAGUCGUCGUUGGCGUAAGCCACUGAGUCCGGCGUCUACCGGAGCUAUGGAUACUUAUCCAUCGCGUGUCGAUGAAAGUAGGGUGGCUGGAGACUUGUACCGCAGAAGAUCACCAGGUAAGCCCAUGAAUUCAACUGGCGCUCGACGCAACGGCCGUGGUAGAUCUCGCUCCCCCCAGAACAUCGACAGAUAUCAACCAGACCGGCAGCGGGAUGAUCAUUAUCGUAACCGUGAUGAUAUUCAUCGACGCCGCUCAUCACCUGCUCCGAUCCAGGCUGGCAUCGAUCGGUACGUACCUGGACAAGACAUCGCCCCGUCGAUCACUCAAAAUCCCAUGCCAAACCCCAUCAAUCUAGACUAUCAGGUUGGAUUCAACUUUUUUGCCGAGUGGUGGCGCGUCGACCAGGCCAUACGGGAAGAAAAGGACCGACAAAAGAAUGGAGGCCGUCGCGCCGAACGUGUGAAGGGCGAUAAAGAAUCGAGAGAAGAACGAGGUAAAGAGCGAGAACAGAUCCAGGCCGCCUAUGAUGCAUACAAAGAAAAGCUACAAGUGAAGAUGGCGGGAGAUUUCGUCAGACAACACAAAGGCGAGGAAUGGUUCAAAGAACGAUAUGAGCCCGCAAUUCGAGAUCCGUUCCGGCAGCAACUGAAAACCUUCAGACAAGGAUCCUAUGAGCAAUGGGAGCAUGACCUAGCGGCGGGUGAAUUUGAUAACCUCACUCUGGAAGGUAUUUAUAAAAGUGAAAGUAAUGGAGCCGGUGGCGUGCUAGAGAAAGAGGAGGGCGAGAUGACUGCAGCAACUGAAGUAUUGGGGCCUGGGGACUUGCUACCUACUCCGGGUGGAGAGGUCAAGGACGAAGCUUCACAGCAACCGACACUCCUCAUCAAAACCAUCGCACCAACGGUGAGCCGGGCAAAGAUGGAAGAGUUUUGUAAAGAACAUCUGGGCGAUGGUGCAGGAGGUUUCAAAUGGCUCAGCCUCAGCGAUCCAAAUCCGCUCAAGCGUUAUCACCGCAUUGGUUGGGUAGUCCUUCGUCCUGGCGACGAGUCACCGGCAGAUGACGGCGACAAAGUUAUGGGCGACGGAGAAGAUGGUGCGAUAGAAUCUGAACCGCCACCAGCACCAGUUGGCACUGCCGCCAAGGCUGUACCUGAGCUGAAUGGGAAGACCAUUCACGAUGAGGAAAGAGGCGACUUCACUUGCCACGUGGGCAUCCAUGAUCCACAACCAGCACCCAGGAAAAAAGCCUUAUGGGAUCUCUUUUCAGCCCCGGAGCGCAUUGAUCGUGACCUUCAUCUGGCCAUGCGACUGGCAGAGAAAUUUGAUGAGGAGCUGGGCACUGACUAUAAUGGAUUAAGUAAGAUCGAAGACCGUGUUGAGGAUCUUCGUAAUCAGGGCAGGCUUCAGCCCCAGCCCGAGCCUGUACCAAAGAAAGAGCCCGAGUCAGACGAUAUGGAAGAUGGUGAAGAAGAGGAAACCGGGGAUGCGUAUGACGACGAUAUGGAUGACGAAGAACUGCUGGCAAAGAAGAAGAAACUAGAUCUGCUCGUAGAAUACCUCCGCCGCGUAUUCAACUUCUGUUUCUUCUGCGUCUUUGAAAGCGACUCGGUCCACGAACUUCUGCGAAAGUGUCCUGGAGGCCAUCUUCGUCGUCCAAGAUCGAGCUUGACAACCGCUGCCAAAUCAGCUGCCAAAGCAAGCGCUGCGGGAGAGCCUUUUCCUCUCAAGAAGCAAGAAUCUAAUGUGGACAACGAUGGCGAUGGUUCUCCGGAGGAGAAGAAAUUCAACAGAAAUAACAAAACUCAAGGCCAACUUCAGAAGGCCUUCAAUUGGGUCAGGACAUAUGAAGAUAAACUUCUUCAAAUCUUGGAUCCCGAAAGCGUCGAUAUCAAGAAAAUUGGAGGUAAGCCUGCUGAAGAGGCUCUGGAGGACGAACUCAGCAAGUACGUAAAGCAAGAGGACGAGUCGAAAUUCCGCUGCAAAGUUCCCGAAUGUACGAAGUUGUUCAAAGGCCAAACAUUCUGGCGAAAGCAUGUGGAGAAAAGGCACGAGGAAUUCUACCAAAAGCUUAAGCAUGAGGUUGACUUGAUCAACGCCUACGUGCUCGAUCCUGCUCACAUUGCGCCGUCUCGGACCGAUGCGAACAGCAAUGGUCAUUUCCCGAACCAUCACCAACCAGCCGGUACGCCUCGCGGGUUCAGUCUCAAUCAGCUUCAAAUGAACUUUGGUCAAGGAAUGCCUAAUCCAGCUGCCUUUCAAGCUUUCCUUGCUCAAUCGGGAGCAGGAAAUAACUGGGCUGGUCCGGGCGGCGACGACGAUCGCCACGGAGUAGGGCCCAUGCGCCGUGGCGGAGGCAGGUUCACCAACACCAGAGGGAACAAUCCCUACGACAGACAAACGAAAGAUUCACGGAACAUGCGCUGGAAUGCUGGUAAUACUGGACGCUUGACGCCCCCUCGCAUCGGUCAACGCGGUAACAACCCUCGCUAUGCUGAAGGUGGUGUGGCGACAGUAGGCCCACGUGAAGCCGUCCAGGGACGAAGCCUAAAAAGCUACGAGGAUCUAGAUGCCGUCGGCGGAAAUACGAACGGUGCGUUGGACUACUGACGACACCCAGACCUAGCGUAGAAGUAUGUUAUACAUUUCCAAUCUGACAUAAUCCUUCGGUGGAAGGAAUAUAUCUAAACGUCGAAUGAAGUGGAGAUCGAGGUAUCAUUUAUUGGCGGUCCUUUGUGUGUGCGUGAGGUAGGAAGGACAUGAUCGAAAGCUCGCGCGUCUAUGGUGAGCCUGGCAAAUGGCGCUGAAAAUAUGAAAUGUAAAAGUAGAACUUAGUAUAUCAAAUGAGAGAUAUGGGCAUGGCAAAUUGUAGGAGCUUCACAGACUUAAUUACUGUCCAGACUGGAGGUUGACUAUCUUACCGACAAGAC
Messenger RNA from Pseudovirgaria hyperparasitica, 3382 nucleotides. RefSeq lists its product as uncharacterized. Lineage: Eukaryota; Fungi; Ascomycota; Dothideomycetes; Acrospermales; Acrospermaceae. The record is from RefSeq and is a predicted model, not a curated record. The transcript has 4 exons. Gene Ontology annotation, biological process: primary miRNA processing; mRNA processing. Gene Ontology annotation, cellular component: nuclear body. Bases 501 to 3062 code for a protein of 853 amino acids.